This is a messenger RNA of Aspergillus heteromorphus CBS 117.55, 3573 nucleotides long. RefSeq names its product Sfi1 family protein. The transcript has 2 exons. Bases 1 to 3303 code for a protein of 1100 amino acids. The record is from RefSeq and is a predicted model, not a curated record. NCBI's taxonomy places the organism in Eukaryota, Fungi, Ascomycota, Eurotiomycetes, Eurotiales, Aspergillaceae.
AUGCCUCCCGUUCCCCUCCAGCGAAGAGCGUUGUCCCACGAAGACCCCUCGCUUUCUGAUGAAGAUGUCGGCCUCCUCUUCCAAGUCAUCACCCGCGCCGAGCGGGACCCCGAAGUCGACCGCCUCCCCUACCGAGUGCUGUUCGACGCCUACGAUGAGGUUAUCGCCGAGCAUGGCGUCGACGCGGAUCCAGGUUACGCCUGCAUGCGCUUCUUGCUCAAGAUGGGAAGCAAAGCUGCCGUAGGGGAUUCGCUCUUUGAGAAGUUCGAGAACUUGCUGGAGCGCAUGGGCAUUGUCAUCGAGUUUGGCGACGAUAGUGCUGGAUAUGACGAUACGACGUUUGCCGACAGUGUGCCUUCGAUCGAUAGCAAACUCAGACGACGGGCUCGCGAGACUCCAGACGACACCACGGCAGCGCGGCCCCAGACCCAGACGCCCCUGCGGAGACGAGCCUCGUUCAACUCCAUGUACGAUGUCGGGGACGAUCCCACCCAGAGGAGCUUCAUCAAUCGUCCCAGCUCGCGAUCAUCCAUGUCGCGACUGCAGACCGGGAAGCCCGAGUAUCCGUUCGCGAAACCGUCGCCCUUCCCGAAGCGUGCGAGAGGCUCGGAGUCUCCGGACAGAACCCAGUUGAUCGCGCAGUUUAUUGACGUAGGCCGCCGGCUGAUGAGCCGGAUGGACCUUCUAGCUGCGAAUCCAUCGUCUGCUCACGUGCCAGCUCCGGCCGAGAACCCUCUUCCGAACGGACUAUAUGCCCGGUCUGCUGUGGACCGAGAUCGUUCGGAGCGGAUAGCCGAAACCUCGCGCGCUCGACGCCCCAAGGCGUCUUCGCAUGGCUCCGACGAAGAGGGCGAACGGUCGUCCGUGUCCUCUCAGGCAGGUGCCGACAAUCCCAUCGAACGGCCCGAGCUCCCCCCCGAAAUGCUAUAUAGACCACCCCUUUCGGAUUUGCUGCGGGAUGCCUCGACUUUCAACAUGUACCGCCAACGAGCGAUCAACCGUCGAGUUCUCACUCAGUGGUUGAAGAAGGCGAUCCAAGGCAGACAGAGCAAUCGGAAUAUGGAGACUGUCGCCAUCAACCGAGACAGACACACGCUGCUGCGUCAGGCGUUUGAGACGUGGCAUAGAAUCAUCCAGGAUAAGCGCCAGGCGGCACGGACGGAGAGAUUCUUCAAACACCUGGAAGAGCGCGCUGGACGGGCUCGGGAUCUCUACCUCCUUACCAAGGCGUUCUCGCACUGGGCGCAGCUCACAUCCGAAGAAAUCGCACGAACGUCGGCCGCCCGGCGUCAUGUUCUCAGCGUCAAGUAUUUCAACGCUUGGCGCGAGAUCACCGCGGUUAAUGAAUUGAAAGCCCAACGCUUCGCCUUACGAAGGCCCUUCAUCACCUGGGUGAAAAGGACCAGGCAGAUUAAGGAGGAUGAGGCGAAGGCGGUUGUUCUCGAUGCCCAGAAGGCAGAGAGGUCGAAGAACACAUUCUACUGGCAAUGGUUCUGGAGCUUUUGCGAACAGCGUGCCCCGCAAUGGUACGAUCAUUGCUUGAAGAGACGCUCUCUUUUGUAUUGGCUGCGCAAGUUCCGGACGAAUCGAGAGUGCAUGCAUGAGAUUGAUGUCAGGAAUAAGCAGAUCGCCGUGGCCUCGGUGUGGCAGGCUUGGGUGCAGAGAACCCGGGAUGUUGUGGUGGUUGAGCAGCAGGUUGUUUCGACAGAGCGUCGGCAGCUUCUGCAGGGAAUGCUUGGAGAAUGGAGGCUACAGGCUCACCUCGCUCCGGCUGCCUCCCACGUUUCCAGUACCGUGGACCGGCAUAUCCUCCAAGCGGCGUACACGCAAUGGGUGAGGCGUCUUCAGAUGUUGAAACAGGCACGGGAAUUGGACCGACAGAGGAUUAUCCGCAACGCCUGGACUAACUGGAAUGAUUUGCUUCGCUGCCGGGCUCUCCAUGCACGAAUCGAGGAACGCCUGAAGUUGGAAGCCAUGUAUAAAUGGAUUCUGGCUGAACGAUACCGUCUGAUGCAGCGCAUCAGGGAGCAACGGAUCAAACGCGAGGUGUUCUCCGCUUUUGUGACGAAUGUCCGUGGGACCUACUCUCAACUCCUCGACCGCGCGGAGGUCUUUGAAUCUCAACGGAAUGACGACUUGCUGCGGGCGAAGCUGGACCGGUGGCGGGACCAGCUGGCAUUGCAACGCGAACGGGAGAUCAUUGCCAACGAGUUCUACUUCCCCCGCCUGGCAGAAGAAUCGCUCGUGGCCUGGCGCUCUAAGCACCAGCACGUGGUCCAAAUCGAGGGCUGGGCCCAGAAUGCCCGGUUCUACUUCCUCGCCACCAAAUUCACCAAGAAAUGGCGCGUGGCCACCGUGGAAUCUGUGAAACGACGUCGACAGGAUGCCUAUGCGCGGACUCGGCGGAAGGCGAAGAUCAACCUUGCGACCAAGGCCCUGGCAUCUUGGUACUCGAGGGCUCAGUAUAUAGCCGACAUGGACCAGCAGGCGAUGCAGAUAUCGCGCGAGAAAACCCUGAGCAUCUCCUUCGAGCUCCUGGGUCGAUGGCAUGACAAGACGAUGGACCGGAUCCAGGACUGCGAUGAUGCCGAUAACCAUUACGCGCGCCAGAUCGUCAACGAGCAUAUGGUCCGCUGGGCCGAGGCCCUGGUCGAGUGCCAGCGGCAGGAGGAGCAGGCCGACGGCGUCAAUCGCCUACGAGUUCUCGUCCAAGCCAACGUCAACCUCCGGAAACUCAGCUUCCGAGUCUUCCAGGUCAAGAGCAGCGCCGAGACAGCGGAAGCCAUGAAGGAGCGCAACCUGAGGAAGCAUUCCCGCGGGAUGUUCCGCAACUGGCUGGACAAAGCCCGUCUGAAGCUCGAGUCUCGCGAUGCUCCAGGGCCGCUCGUCAGUCCGACGAAACACUACGAUGGAACCUCCGCACCCGACCCAAGCCAGCAGCGCAUCUUCGACCCCUGGUAUCAAGCCGCGACCCCGUCCUUCAGACCCAGUCUCAAUGAGGUGGCAGAUUCAGAGCCCCCAGCUCGUUCGACCACCCCGCUCGCCACACCCAACUUCCUCGCCUCCCCGUCCAGACGAGCCGCCCGAGCUCGCGCUCUGGUCCAGACCUCCACCACCCCGGCCACGCCCCUGUAUACCCCUUUCGCCAGUCGACUGCUGCGCGCAGGCGCCAUCCUCCCCCCAACCGCGUCAAGCAGACGUCGCGCCGGACGGGGAAGUUCCCUCGGCACGAGCGUUCGGUUCGUCGAUGAGGAGCCCGAGUCGCCGACAGACGGGAGGAAGUCGGCUGGUCGACGACCGUGACCGUGACCGUGACCGUGGCCGUCAUCUCAUACUAUGGCCUGCUUAUAGUAUGGUAUGGUCAGGUUCUGCCACGACUGUAUAUGACUCUCGCAUGUACAUUUUUGAUGUUUGAUGUUUCUUUUGUUGGUUUGUUUGUUUGUGACCUUUUGGAUGUGCCGCUUUGGUGAUACCCGUUUGCGUCGUAGGUCGGUCAGUCAGUCAGACUUCUGUAGACCAUUUUUGUUGUUGUUGUUGGUGGUGGUGGUGGUGGUGGAUUGGAUUGGAUUGGAU